Molecule: messenger RNA, 5538 nt
Organism: Nanorana parkeri
Lineage: Eukaryota; Metazoa; Chordata; Amphibia; Anura; Dicroglossidae
Gene: CEP170B
Product: centrosomal protein 170B
Exons: 20
Coding region: 128-5053 (1641 amino acids)
Molecular function (GO): protein binding
Source: RefSeq, a predicted model, not a curated record
UCCAUACACCUUCCUGCCUGCUCAUCACAGAUACAAACCUGAAGCCUUCUCUUUUUCCUUCUUGAUCCAAGGGGCUGCUGUGACAAUCCAGGCUGUGCUGAUGCCAAACCCAAGACAGGAUGUUUGAAUGGUAGGAACUGAACCAAGUAACAAGAUGAGCGUCACCUCGUGGUUCCUGGUGAGCAGCUCGGGCACUCGCCAUCGACUGCCCCGGGAGAUGAUCUUCGUUGGCCGUGAUGACUGCGAGCUUAUGCUCCAGUCCCGCAGUGUGGAUAAGCAGCAUGCCGUCAUCAACUACGACAGUGAGAAAGAUGAGCACCGCGUGAAAGAUCUCGGGAGCUUAAAUGGAACUUUUGUGAAUGAUGUGAGGAUCCCCGAUCAGAAAUACAUCACCCUUAAACUGAACGACGUUAUACGGUUUGGCUACGAUAUUAAUAUGUAUGUGUUGGAGCAUAUUCAGCAUAAGGUUCCAGAGGAAGCAUUAAAGCAUGAGAAAUACACCAGCCAACUCCAGAUGAAUUUGAAGACUGUGAGGAUAGAGCAUCUUAAAGAACAGCCUUCUCACAUAGACCCGUCGCCAGGGAAACAGGAAAAGGUGGAGAAGAAACCCCCUGGUGAAGCUUCAAUAUAUCGCACACCGCUCUACGGUCAGCCAUCUUGGUGGGGAGAAGAUGAUGCAAAUAACAUGCUUGAGAAACACGAGGGAAGGAGGCCAGAAGACCAUUUUUCAGAACGACCAAAGGAAAUGCCUCCACAUGAAGAAGAAAUGAACUGUAAUAUGGGGUACAGAGACGCCUCUGACCAAUCGCUAUAUUCAUUUAGGAGAGAGCCAAGCUAUUUUGAAAUUCCCACAAAGGACUUCCAGCAACCAGCCAAAACGCCAGAAACCCAAGUCCAUGAAAUCCCGACCAAGGACACAGAUACUGUGACCCCACCAGCCGUGCAGAGCCAUGCCUCUUUUACUAUUGAGUUUGAUGAUUGCCGGCCAGGAAAAAUAAAGAUUAAAGACCAUGUUACAAAGUUCUCCAUGAGACAGAAGAGGGCAGCUGGGAAGGAAGUUGGUCCAGCAGAAAUGGUGUCCGUAGAAAGUAAAGUGGCUGAUUGGUUGGUUCAAAAUGACCCAAGCUUAAUUAGAAGACCAUCACCUGCAGAAGACGUAUACAGCACUAAGAGUGAUCUUCCCAUCCACAGCAGAACUCUCAAAGGUAACCGACAUGAAGAUGGAACACAAAGCGAUUCAGAAGAUCAGCCUGUAGUUCCUGUAGUCCCUGAAAAAGAGUCUAUAACCACCCCAGCUGAUCAGGGAAAACUUCAGCGUCAGAUAAAACGGGAACCGGAAGAGUUGUUACACAACCAGCAGGCAUUUGUCAUAGAAUUUUUUGAUGAUGAUGCCCCACGAAAAAAGAGGUCUCAGUCCUUCACACACAGUGCAAAUGGUUCCCAAACUGAUGCCGACUCCAAGGGGAAAACUGAUAAACGGAAAGCGACUUUACCACCAGAGAAGCCAAACAUAAAUGGUACGUCACCACCGCCAUCCAUUACAAAACCCCUGACAAACUCCUCUACGUUUCCUCAAAGAUCUAACUCCUUCAGAAGAGAAAAGACUGACGACCGAAUAAAUACCUCAACCCCGAUUACCGCUAAACCUCCUUUGAAGAACUUUGGAAGCAUCGGCAAGAAAUCUAAGCUGGCUCAAGAAUAUGCCAAUGAGCUCCUGCGUGAAGAAGCAGCAGAGACGGCCAAAAAGCCUGAACCACCUAUGAGCCUGCCUUUGUUAUCUGUUAUCAUGCUACAAACCACCAACCCAAUUGAAUCUACCACUGUCAUACCUUCUGUACCUCCAGCACCUGAUAUUAGGCCAGUGAGAGUCAAGAAGGCUGAAGAGGAGGACAGCUUAAGUGAUGCUGGAACAUAUACAAUUGAUACAGAGAAUCAAGAUAAAGAAGUUGAAGAGGCAAGGAGAAGAAUCGAUGAGGUGUUUGGAAUCUUUGAUCCAGAGGAGUAUUCCAUGAUCUCCUCAGCAGUGUACAGACCGAUCAUUAAAUUGGAAAAAGAGGAAUCCUCUAUAAUGGACAGAAAUGUGAAUCAUAAGGCUAUGAAGCUGUCAAUAAGUCAGACUUCAAACGCAUUUACUGGUUCCCAGGCUGAUGGGCAGGUGAGUACCACAAAAUCAUCUGGCUCCAAUGCCAAAAGCGGACAAAAGUGGGUUUCACGGUGGGCAAGUCUUGCCGACAGCUACCCUGAUGCCUCUCCAACUUCUCCUUUAGAAGGCCAAAAGCUGGAAUUAACUGUGGAUAAUGGUCAUAAUACUGACAUUGCGGAAAUACUUGGUGAUGGAGACACCUCCUUCCCCUCAAGGACAAGGAGACUUCUUCCUCAGCUUCCUCCCAAUGACAAAUCCGAAAGUCCCACACCGAUUAUUUUGGUGCGGACAGAGUCCAAUUUGGAAGUUCCCAAAAAGAUAGCGGUAGAGGAUGGUGAGAAAACUGCUCCAGCAGAGCAAAACCGUUUAUUGAACAUACAGGAAGACUUGGAUCCAGAUAGCCUAAGUGAUGCUAGCAAAUCUGAUGAUGGGGUUUUAUCUAGUAGGAAGUCUAAUCCAUCACCUAACACAUCUAGAAGUGUUUGGAGGAGAAAUGAUUUUAGUAGUCAUGACCAAAGUAAAGCACCUACUGAAUUAAAAUCUACUUCCUUUUAUGUAGGUAGCGACAACGAAAUGGGAAGUUUACCACAUGCAAAUGCUACAUUACCUGUCGUAGACAUGCACAAAGAAUAUAAAGGUCAUGAUGUCCAGAUGAAACUAAAGAGUAACCAGCAGCUUCCACCAGAACCCUCAAAUGCUGGGAGAAUGGCUAACCAACUGUUGAAGAAAGAUAAUGGAUCCUCGGGAGAAUCUGUUUCAUUUGUACGACAGGAAAGCUUUACCAAAGAAAAAUCCAGCAGUAAUAUUUCCCCCAAUAAGCUUCCACAGAUCUCAACCCAUCCCUUGCUUAAAGAUCUCAAUGUUACAAAGCCCACCACAGACUACAGCCAAGAGACGCGGCAAAUUCUCAAGGAGACAGAGACUGCUUUGGCGGCUCUAGAAGCCAAGCUUUUUUCCCAAAAUCAUAUCGAGGGCAUUGACAGUGUUCAGUGCCCACCAGAUGAUUCCCUAUCUGGAGAUUCUGAUGUGGAUACGGCAAGCACCGUCAGUCUGGUUAGUGAUAAGAAUGUGCCAAGUCAUCCUCAAGAAAAUAGAGUUGUAGGCCCUCAUAAGGAAAAGUCUUCUUCUGUACAGGAUCAUUACAGUCAAUCCACUGCUAGAGAGAGACUCUCUGAAAAACGGAGGACUGGAGCUACUAAUGUAGGAACCAGGAGAGAUGCAACCAAGCGAUUUGAAAUGAAGCGCAGCACUGGACCUCGGGGUUCACUUGAUUUUACAGAUGAAGAACGAAGCUCCAGUCUUCCCUAUAUGCCAGCUGAUACUGUAUCCUCAGACUAUGAACAUUCUUCAUCGAGGAAUCUCUCACGAAGGCGACCUUAUGCUCAGUCAACCAAGGAAGAUGCAAAUCGAAUUUCAUUAAGUACACAAAAGAUUCAGCAGGCACUCACCAGGUCAAACAGCCUAUCAACUCCUAGACCUACACGGGCUUCUAAGUUACGGCGGGCCCGACUAGGUGAAGCUUCUGACAAUGAAAGCGCAGAUGCUGAAAGGUUGAACAGUCCAGAAGUAUCUUCUGCAAACUCUUCCUCAGCCAAAAGUUCUUCUGAAUCCAAAAAACUUUCCAGGCUUGAUAUCCUGGCAAUGCCAAGGAAGCGGACUGGCUCCUUUAAUGUUCCAAGCGACUCUGAAGUUUCUUCUCCAAGGACGGGCUUUUCAGGACGUAGUGUCGAACACAAUUAUACAAAUCGUAAACCAGCUAUGGCAGAGGUGAAUCAACCCGUCAAGAAACCUUUAGCACCUGUGCCCAAACAACCUUUAACAAGAGCACGAUCGGGUAGUGUCAAGUAUUCUUCAACGUCCGCAUCGAGACGGAGGCAGCAGGGUUCAGAUUAUUUGUCUACAUCUGAGGAGGAGUAUGGCUCUAAUCACAGCACCCCUAAACACAAACGAUCCCAUACUUCAACAGCCACUCAGACCUCCAAGGCCGCCACCAGCGUUUCUCACGGUCCGAGGCACAAGCGGCAUCAGGAUGAUGAUGACGAUGACCAGGAGGUGUACAAUAACUACAUGACACAGUCUGCAGAAAUUGCAGAAAUAGCCAGGUUAAGUCAAACCCUGGUAAAAGAUGUAGCCAGCUUGGCUAAAGAGAUACAUGAAGUAGCUGGAGAUGGGGAUUCUCAGAGCUCCUCCGGGACAGGACACAGUACAUCUUUAAGCUCUGUGCCAAAUACACCGGCCUCCAUCAUAUCUGCGAGGGAAGAGAUACUUAAAAGAUCAUCACAAAGAGCAUACCCAUCCCAGUUGGUGCAUCACAUCCCUGAGGCAGGUCUGAAUUAUCAGAAAAUCCCACCAGGCUCCACAGGACAAGAAUUUGAUCAGAACAUGAAUGACAAUCGAGAGGAAGAUCCUUUAAAAAGGAGGGCAAGAAACAGAGAGGAGGUGAUAUUUGACAACCUCAUGUUGAAUCCUGUAUCGCAGCUGUCACAUACAAUAUGCGCAAACACAGAGAUACUUACAGAAAAAAUGAAAAUUGUAUUUAAGAACAAAGAGAAAAGCUGGGAAGAUAUUGAGGCGAAAAUUCAUGCUGAAAAUGAAGUGCCAAUCCUUAAAACAUCUAACAGAGAAAUCAGCUCUAUUUUGAAAGAGUUGAGAAGAGUCCAAAAGCAACUGGAAGUCAUAAAUGCAAUCAUUGACCCAGCGGGACAUCUAGAGGUUAUGACCAGCAACAAAAAAGCCUCGCCAGCCCUUCAGUCUACAACGCCUCAAAUCAGGACUAACACUUCUCUUGUAAGAACAGAGUCCAACCAACCCGUCCAUGUCAGAAACUACAUACAGAAGUCCAGCUCUGGAUCUUCACGAUCUCCAGAAUCCAGCUUCGGUAGAGAUGAGGAUGGGGCUUACAUUGUCUGAUUUAUGUUUUUUUCUAUUUAUUUUUUUAUUUUGUGUUGUUUGUAUGAAUGGCCUAUGUUUUCCGUGUGGCUUUCGGUAUAAUAAUUUGAGUGCUCGUUCUCUUGAAUGAAGGCUAGUCCUCACCAAUGCACAAAGUCUGUGUCAUGCAAAUGAUUGUUUACUUUUUAUUUCCAAAUCGUGUACUGUCUACCAGCUCCUGUACCAUAUUGAGGCAAUUUUACUUGAACAUUAUUAUUUUCCAGUGUAGACUGUUGUCCUUGCUCAUUAAAAUGUGCCAUACCUUUAAGACCUAAAUGCUGAAAAUGUUUCAUGCUAAUAGGUCUGCUAUAUUUCCCGUAUGCCGAUUGCACUUAUUUGUAGUUCUUGAAACACUAGGGUAGUUGAAGCAAGUACAAAGUAAAUCUUAUGAUCUGUCUCUUGCCAAAAAUUGUCUGAAACAAGUAUGUCGGCAUUCGUUUUAUCUGUUUUAAUUAGUUGUAUUUGAC